UGGCGGACAAAAGCAGAUCAAGCGGUAAAAAGCAAAAGGGUGCAGUAGCAGUACUCCUACUGGCUGGCUGUCAGCCUGAAAUGAAAAACAAAAGAAGAAAAUAUGGCCUUCCAAAUCUAAACAUCACGAUAAGGCUAUUUACGGUAGUUCAUGUGAAUCCCCCCCUCCCCUUGAUAUUCCCUCCAUCUCCAUCCUUCUCCACCACAGCCAGACUGUUUGUUUCACAUGUUGUCGGAGCUUGCAAACUGAGAACAAGAAGAUGGUCUCCGACAGCUCCUUCUCGUCUGCCAACCGUUCUCCGGCUCUUAAGUUCUGCAACUCCUUUACUACUCGUAUCUUUUCAGAUGUUGCUGGGGACGUCACAAUCGUGGUAGAUGGAGAGUCAUUUUUACUGCAUAAGUUCCCCCUGGUGGCACGGAGUGGAAAGAUUCGGAAAAUGAUUGCAGAUGCCAAGGAUUCGAACAUUUCUAAAUUGGAGCUCUUCGACUUCCCAGGUGGCCCCCAGACAUUUGAGCUGGCCAUGAAAUUUUGUUAUGGCAUGAACUUUGAGAUUACAAGUGCAAAUGUUGCACGUCUGCGUUGUGCUGCACAGUACCUGGAAAUGACUGAAGAUUAUCGAGAGGAAAAUCUCAUUGAACGAACAGAGAUUUAUCUGAAUGAGGUCGUGGUUCAAAGUCUUGAAAAAUCAGUUGAAGUCUUAUCCACCUGUGAGAUGCUACUUCCUAUAGCAGAAGUGGUUGGAAUUCCUAACAGAUGUGUGGAGGCUAUUGCUAUGAAUGCUUGCAAGGAACAACUGGUUACGGGUUUGUCUAGGUUGGAGUGUGAGAGUGAAUCUACGGAGCUAAAGAGUGUUUGUCUUGAGUGGUGGGUUGAAGAUCUCUCUGUCCUGAGGAUUGACUUCUAUCAUAGAGUUAUUUAUGCCAUGGGAAGAAUGGGUGUUCGACCGGAUAGCAUUGUUGCAUCUUUGCUUCAUUAUGCUCAAGCAUCAUUAAAAGGCAUUGAGAAAUGUCAAAUAUGGAAUCCAGCAAGGACCAAACCAACUUCUGGCAUGGUAGAAAAUGACCAAAAGAUAAUUGUGGAAACUCUUGUAAGCCUAAUGCCCACAGAGAACGGCUCUUCCAUUCCUUUGAGUUUUCUUUUUGGGAUGUUGAGGAUGGCUAUCAUGCUGAAUGCUACCAUUGCAUGCAAGCUUGAGCUUGAAAGGAGAAUAGCUCUGCAUUUGGAAAUGGUUUCACUCGAUGAUAUGCUUAUCCCAUCUGUCAGAAAUGGGGAUUCAUUAUUUGAUGUUGAUACGAUUCAUCGGAUAUUGGUGAAUUUCUUGCAGCGUAUUGAAGAGGAAGAAAAUGAAGACUGUGGGUAUGAAUCAGAAGGCAUGGGUUCACCAAGCCAUGAUUCUGUGUUAAAGGUAGGACGGCUUAUUGAUGCAUAUCUAGCAGAAAUUGCUCCAGAUCCUUAUCUGAGUCUACAAAAAUUCAUUGCUUUGAUUGAGAUACUGCCUGAAUAUGCACGGGUCAUCGAUGAUGGGAUCUAUAGAGCAAUAGAUAUUUAUUUGAAGGCUCAUCCAAUGCUAACCGAAAACGAGUGCAAGAAGCUCUGCAAGUUCAUAGACUGCCAAAAACUCUCUCAAGAUGCAUGCAAUCAUGCUGCACAGAAUGAUCGACUCCCUGUACAGAUGGCAGUGCGUGUCCUCUACUCAGAGCAGGUCCGUUUGAAGAAUGUUAUAUCCGGGAGUUCUGGUGAUGGUUUUCUGUCACAGAGAAUCAGCAGUGGUGUCCCGAGUGCUGCCAUGUCACCUCGAGAUAAUUAUGCUUCUCUAAGGAGAGAAAACAGAGAACUAAAGCUCGAGAUUUCAAGAAUGCGGGUGAGACUAAGUGAGUUGGAGAAAGAGCAGAUGUUUAUGAAACAAGGUAUGAUGGAUAAAGCAGGGAAUGGAAAAACUUUCUUGACCUCACUCUCUAGAGGGAUUGGAAGGAUUGGAAUCUUUAGUGGUCCAGGAGGAGGAAAGCGGCAGAAAUCAGGUCGAAAGUCUCAAGGGAAAAAUGGAAGGAGUAGGAGGCAUUCUGUUUCCUAGAUUUGAUCUUUGUAUUUCAGAGGGAACGGAAGGCUUAUGGCUGUAUAUGAGUUAAUGUUUCUUCAAUUUUGGAGAAGAUAUGGCAUUAUUCUUAGAUAAAAGAUGGUUGG
Juglans regia (Persian walnut) is the source of this 2181-nucleotide messenger RNA. RefSeq names its product BTB/POZ domain-containing protein At3g08570. Lineage: Eukaryota; Viridiplantae; Streptophyta; Magnoliopsida; Fagales; Juglandaceae. The coding region runs from base 260 to 2071 and encodes 603 amino acids. Gene Ontology annotation, molecular function: protein binding. The transcript has 4 exons. The record is from RefSeq and is a predicted model, not a curated record.